Molecule: messenger RNA, 1629 nt
Organism: Phaedon cochleariae (mustard beetle)
Lineage: Eukaryota; Metazoa; Arthropoda; Insecta; Coleoptera; Chrysomelidae
Source: the annotation of a GenBank genome assembly
AUGGCACAGUGGAUUGGAUAUAUGGUUUCAAUUAGAUGUAUAGACGAUGUGGGUACUUUCCAAGGAGAAAUAAUAUCAGCCACAAAUACUCUGAUAACUUUGACAAAGGCUUUCAAUAAUGGUUUUCCCUGUCCAGAAAACGAGGUGAAAAUAAGAGCUGAUCAUAUUGUUGACCUGAAGUUGAUUGACAAACAAACUGAUAGUACUGUGGAACGCAGUACUGUUACAAUAGCAAAGCCAGUUGCUAAGAGAGCUGGGAGAACUCACAGCACCUCUGAGAGUCACAAUAUCAGUUUAAACAACAGAUUUUCUAUGCCCAAUUUGGGUCAACCUAAAUCCAAACCUAUUGAUAUUGAAGUGAAACACACUGCUGAUACUGCAUCAAAUUCCUUCAAAAACAAUACACCCAAUAAGAAAGAAAAAAGUAAAGGGAAAUGGGUGAAAGGUUGGAAAGAUGAGGAAUGCUUUGGAUCACCUAUGGAUCAGAAUAAUAUAAGCAAGGACUUUGAUUUUGAGAAGAAUUUAGCUUUGUUCAAUAAACAGGCUAUCUGGGAUGAACUCAAUGCUCAAAAACCUGAUGUAGUGAGGCAUACUGAUAACAAAAGGACAACAAAGUACAGGCAUGAUGAGAAUGUGAUAGCCACCCUUCCAACCUCCUAUCGUCAAAUAACUGUCCCCAAACAAGAUUUCUGUGAAUAUGUCACAGAUGAUGGACUCAUAAUUCCCAGUGUGUCACGGGUCCUCAGAAAAAAACUGUGGGAGGUGGCUGAAAGAGUGGGACUAACAUGGGAGAAGAGGAUUGAAUUGAUAGGAAGGGCUGCCACAGAGAUUUCCAUCCAAUUGCUGGGUGGUGGGCACAGAUUGAAUCCACACAAUACACAUCAAUGGCCCACUGUUGUGGUGUUGUGUGGGCCUCACAAGCAAGGAGCAGCGGGUGUCAACACAGCGAGACAGCUGGCCAGCCAGGGCGUCCGAACCAUCGUGUACACUGUCUCGAGCGAGGCGUCCUGCAUCAAGAAGGAGAUCGCCCUGUACUCACUGACCAAAAGCAAGCUGUUCAACGACAUAUCCGACCUACCGAACACCACCGAUCUGAUCAUCGUGGCGCUUUGCGAGGACACGGAAAACCCGAAGCACUAUCCGCUGCUCUCCGAAUGGGUGAACAGGAACAGGGCCCCCAUACUGGCCUUGGACCCCCCGACCAGCGGCACCCCGGGCAUAGUCCCUAAAUUUUCGCUGCUGCCGGUGUUGCCGCUGCCGCAUUCCUCCAGCAACGGCAAGCUCUAUCUGUGCAACCUCGGGUUCCCCGUGGACAUUUUCAACGAGGUGGGCAUCAAGUACAAAUCCCCGUUCGGGCCGAAGUUCGUCAUUCCGUUGCACCCCAAAGACGACUAGCGAAGAAGUGAGUAACGAUUUCUGUUGCCUCAUCGUACGGGCAGAUUAAUGUUUUUAUUUUUUCGACUGAUUCGCAACUGUUUUUAGAGUGUUGUCUAGGUUGAAUAUUGACGGUGAACCUGUAUAAUUUUCGUAUUUCGAAAAUUUAUAUUGAUGCAUAUUUGAAAAAUCCAAGUAGGUACAGGGUCAUUGCGUAUAUUUAAUCAGCUUCUACAGGGUUCAUCAUUGAAGAUA